AUGGCGGACUCAACUGCCCCUGCCACCACAACUCCCAAGCCCGUCCACACGAUCGUGCUCGAUGCCGGCCCAAUCCUCAAGAAUACCCCGCCGCUCUCAACCCUUCUCGCCCAAAGCGAAGAACUCCUCAUCACCCCCUCCGUUGUGAGCGAAAUUCGGGAUCCUGCUGCUCGCCAGCGUGUUGAAACCCUCUACCUGCCUUUCCUGAAGCAACGUACCCCGAGCCCUAAGAGUGUCGCUGUGAUUAGCGAGUUCGCCCGCAAGACAGGUGACCGCGCCGUGCUUAGUCGAACCGAUCUUGAGGUUAUCGCUCUUGCCUAUGAAAUCGAGUGUGAGCGGAAUGGUGGCGAUUGGCGACUUCGCAGCGUACCAGGUCAAAAGCAGGUCAAUGGCAAGCCGCCCGCUCCUGUUGUUGCGCAGGAGGGCAAAUCUGAGCAGGAAGCCGACAAGCCUGCUGAAGAGAAGGUCGAGCAGGCCCCCGAGAACAAGGAUACCGAGGUGAAAGCAGAGCGUACGGAUGUUGACGCUGUCGCUGAGGAACUAAAGGACGCAACGCUGGAAGACCAGCAUGAUGCCGAGAAGCAACCCGAACCAGAAGUUGUAAUCUCAGAAAUUGCCGAGCUCCCGGCAGAGGACGAGGAGGAAGGUUCCGAUGAGAAUGAUGACGAUGACGAUGGCUGGAUUACGCCCUCGAACUUGAAGAAGCGGCAGGCCCGCGACGAAGCCAGUUCUGUGUCAGCGGCUCCUGAGCCCAAGGUCAUGCAAGUCGCUACGAUGACCACUGAUUUCGCCUGCCAAAAUGUUCUUCUCCAGAUGAACCUGAAUCUCCUCUCGACCACCACCCUGCAGCGUAUUCGACAUCUGAAAUCCUUCGUCAAGCGCUGUCACGCAUGCUUUUCUACCACCAAGGACAUGAACAAGCAAUUCUGCCCGCGCUGUGGCAAGGAUACGCUCACUCGGGUGUCUUGCACGACGAACUCAAACGGGCAGUUCACGAUGCAUCUCAAAAAGACCAUGCAGUGGAAUAACCGAGGAAACGUCUACAGCGUCCCCAAGCCCGUCCAUGGCAGCUCGAACGGCAAGUGGAAGGGCGGCGGUGGAAAGGGUGGCUGGGGUACGGAGCUCAUCUUCGCAGAGGAUCAAAAGGAGUUCAGUCGCGCCACUGCGGAGCAGAACCGCAGAAUGCGAAAAGAGCAUGACCUCAUGGACGAGGAUUAUCUCCCUAGCAUUUUGAGUGGUGAGCGUAAUAAACAUGGUCGUGUGCGCGUCGGAGCUGGUAGGAACGUGAACUCAAGGAAGCGGUAAUGGCCUGUUCGGGGUUUCGUUUAUUUGUUUCUUCCUUCUUGCAUCACUUGGGACUGGCGUCUGGCAAAAAGUUUGAUGAUCCUCUGGCUACUUUCAGGGGUCUGGAUGGCUACGGGAUUAUGACGGUGAUUGACUUUCAAUGACUUGGAUAGACAUGCUACAUUUAAGAUGCACUACGCAAUGGACAUAGAUGGAACAAGUGCCUUUU
Aspergillus uvarum CBS 121591 is the source of this 1513-nucleotide messenger RNA. RefSeq names its product rRNA-binding endoribonuclease. Gene Ontology annotation, biological process: ribosomal small subunit biogenesis; maturation of SSU-rRNA. The record is from RefSeq and is a predicted model, not a curated record. Gene Ontology annotation, molecular function: RNA endonuclease activity. NCBI's taxonomy places the organism in Eukaryota, Fungi, Ascomycota, Eurotiomycetes, Eurotiales, Aspergillaceae. The coding region runs from base 1 to 1305 and encodes 434 amino acids. Gene Ontology annotation, cellular component: preribosome, small subunit precursor. The transcript is spliced from 2 exons.